GAGAAUUCUUACAACCACAUGCGAGGAUGCACCCCUGACAAAGUCUGCAAGGCUGUGUGUAAGGUCAGCUGCAGUCUCAAACAACGUGUGAGGUCCUGGUUGGGGCCAAUUCCAGCACAGAUACGAAAUCCUCCGCAGCCCAACGCCCGGGCUCUGACGCUUCUUUCUCGCGCGGAGACGAGGGUCUCUGCCGGGCUUUUCGGCUGGUUUGAAAAGAUUCUCCAGACGGAUCUUUGUUGGGCCAUAGAGCAGAAACCCUCCAAGGAGAAGCUACACAGAAUAAAGGAUUUGAGCCCCCCAGAGACCACCAAGGCGAGGUCCUCCGGGGUCCAGAGCGUCCCAGAAUUGGGGGCGGGAACUCCUGGAGGCGGAGCACUUCCGGCCAACGCGCGGGCGGUCUCCUCCCGCUCGCAAGGUCCCAGGUGCAUACUCCUUGAGCAGGUCUCAGGAAGAUGGCAACCUUAGAGGACGUUGAGGAGUCUGCUCCUGUCCUGUCACCCAGCAGUCUGUCAUCACCGGGGACACCUGGAAACCAGCACCAUGUGCAUCCUCACGGCUCCCCCUGUUCCAGUCCCGAGGCAGCAGACCUGGACCUUCAAGACAUAGAGGAAGUGGAAGUCAGCAGAGACACCUGGCUUGACUCUGAGUGGGAGCCUAAGAAGACUCCAGCCUCUCUCAGUUCCCACAGUCCUGGAGAUGGCCUGGCCUCAGAUGGAAGGGCUCUGAGGGGCCUCUUGAAGAGCCUCCCCAGCAUGUCUAAUUGUGGGGACAGCUUUGGCCAGGAAUGUACCGUGGAGCAGUCAGCAGGCCUGCCUCCAGGGACCCUGCCCUGCUCUCAGAAAAGGGACACUUGGCACAUGGUGCUCGUGCCACAGGGAGCCCAAGGGGCCGAGGACAGCGCCAAGAAGGCUGCCGAGCUGGGCAGUAGUUUGGGGCGCAGCUGCCGGCAGGCCGGCCCACGGGGCGCCAAGCCGCACCGCUGCGAGGCCUGUGGCAAGAGCUUCAAGUACAACUCUCUGCUGCUGAAGCACCAGCGCAUCCACACCGGGGAGAAGCCUUACGCCUGCCACGAGUGCAGCAAGCGCUUCGGGAGCUGGUGGGGCUUCAUGCAGCACCACCGCAUCCACACGGGCGAGAAGCCCUAUGAGUGCGGCCAGUGCGGCCAGGCCUUCAGCCACAGCUCACACUUCACGCAGCACCUGCGCAUCCACAACGGCGAGAAGCCCUACAAGUGCGGCGAGUGCGGCCAUGCCUUCAGCCAGAGCUCCAACCUGGUGCGGCACCAGCGGCUGCACACCGGGGAGAAGCCGUAUGUCUGCAGCCAGUGCGGCAAGGCCUUCAUCUGGAGCUCCGUGCUCAUCGAACACCAGCGCAUUCACACCGGCGAGAAGCCCUACAAGUGCGAAGACUGCGGCAAGGCCUUCCGAGGUCGGUCACACUUCUUCCGGCACCUGCGGACUCACACGGGUGAGAAGCCCUUCGCCUGUGGCACCUGUGGCAAGGCUUUUGGCCAGAGCUCCCAGCUCAUCCAGCACCAGAGGGUGCACUACCAUGAAUAGCGCACACACCAAUAAAGUUUGUGGGUGAACCUGCUCCUCUUGAGAUGGGGAUGCUUUACCGGUACAUGGCAGGACAUGUCCUGUGUCCAAGUAUGGUGGCUAAAGGAACUGUUUUGUGCUAGGCAUCCAUCUUGGUACCCACCAGCCAUCUGUCUCUGACUCCAGUCCCUGAAGAUAAGUUCCCAGUAACCCUGACGCAGUGACCUCCACCCAAAAGUGCACAGCCGUGACAUCUACGCAUCAUGAUAUGACUAACUGCUCUUUGGCUUCUGUGACCUGCUUAUGCAGACAUGUGAGGACUAUUUGAGUUCUCCUUGGCUACCUAAUCUUGGCAGAGCAGAACGGCUCCUGGCUUCUGUGUGCAGAUACUCAAGGUCUUGUGGGUUUUGCCUUAAGAAUCCUCCCCUCACCCCCUUCACCCAGCAGCCUCAAGUCUGGCUCAGAGACUGCUGUCCUGCUAGCAGUAUCAAUAAAUUGAACUAAUUAUAAUCCAGAUUGAGUCCGUGGUCUUUUCCUGGGGGUCUAGAACCCUAAGAGUCAUUUGGGGCUGAGCCCUGAAACUAAGGAGUGGUCAGGUCUGCCCACAGCCAGAAUACCAUGGAAUGGAGCUCCUGAGGGCGGGUGAGUGUGUGGAGCAGAUGACAGCCUGCCCAGAGGUGCCCACAUUCUCUAAGCUAAGCUGCCCUCCAUCUUGGUGUAGGAGCCUAUCAUUGUGUUCCUUUACAAAACUGAUUCUGGUUAUUUUCUAAACAUAGCAGGCUGUCCCCUGCUCGGUCCUUAUGCAUUUGCCUCUUUAUCCCCUUGCACCCCCAGUGAAGAGGCUGCAUAUUAUCUGGUUCUAGAUUUGUCACACUCCAGAAAGUUCUACCCAGUCAAGCAGCUGUGUACAAUUUUCACAGAGGUGUGCCUUUUCCUUCAUCUAGUUGACUAGACUGGCCCUGGUUACUGCUGCCCAGCAAUGAAGCCGUCUGGCUAAGCACAGAGGCCGUGGGUAGCGCCUGUGUGCCACGGUGGACUCACGGGCAUAAUCACCCCUUGACAGUAGGCAUAGCCUCCGACCGUGGAAAGUCUGCAGCCACUGAGGGGUAGAGGGUGGAACUGAGCAAGGCAGGGCAGGGCAGGGCUCCAGCGCCUCUGGCAAGCAAUGGGCAGCCCAGGAGUUGGGGAUGGGGGGGGGGGCAUAGAGCAACUGUGGAAGAGUUGGACCCUGCUCACUGAGUCCUGUAAUUGUGGCUGCUUCUGGCACAUAUCAGCCAUUGUGCCAGCAUCCCAGGCCUGGAGAGCCAACAACAACCACCACGCUCUUCUGGAGUCCUCUGGGCUUGCCAGGGACUCAACAUGGAAAGCUGGGACUUCGCUUUAAUCCCUGGAGCAGGGCACAGCACUCCAGGGAUGACAGUGGAACAGAGGAGCAGACAGCUGCUGGGAGCCCAGGCAACGCGUGCUAAAAAGACAGAAGGCACAGAAACUCAAGGAGCAGGACCAGAAUGGAAGAAUACAAGGUUGGGAAACAGAAGCAGAAAGACACAAACCGAAAUUUAUAGAUGGGCAGGGGUACACUCAGUGAUAAAAUGUGUGCCUGCCAUGUUUAAGUCCUAGAUUCCAUCUCAAGCGUGGCUGAGGUAGGAGCUGAUAAGGCACAGCUGUAACCAU
Messenger RNA from Alexandromys fortis (reed vole), 3212 nucleotides. It is a transcript of the gene Gli4, whose product is annotated as GLI family zinc finger 4. Lineage: Eukaryota; Metazoa; Chordata; Mammalia; Rodentia; Cricetidae. Bases 453 to 1559 code for a protein of 368 amino acids. The record is from RefSeq and is a predicted model, not a curated record. The transcript is spliced from 4 exons.